Styela clava is the source of this 687-nucleotide messenger RNA. RefSeq lists its product as uncharacterized. The record is from RefSeq and is a predicted model, not a curated record. Lineage: Eukaryota; Metazoa; Chordata; Ascidiacea; Stolidobranchia; Styelidae.
GAAAAUAGGAUAUUUUGUGGAACGACUGAAAGGUGUUGAAGAUUCCCUCAAGGUUCCCUGAAUUUAUAAAUAGCGAAAAUGCAGGAAAAAUUGUUGCUUGUGUUGGGUUUGGUGGCAAUUCUUGCUUUUGAAUCUGGAGACUGCUGGUGGAGGAGACGUCAUAGUUACCACAACGCGUACAAAUCUCAUCAUUUGAAUACUCUGAAAUUGUACCGAGCAUUGCAAUCAAAAUACCGAGUCGUUCUAGCCAAUUAUAAAGCUCUAGUGUCGUACAUACACGGUGUUGGAGUGAGAGCUGUUAGAUAUGGUGGCUACGUAACCGGAAUCGGGAGACAGUUGUUGUCACAACAUGCCAGGCACAGAUAUAUUGCCUAUCAUUAUGGAGAUGACGAUUUAGUUGAUGAUGACUUGUUUUCUGACAAUAUGAAUGACGCAAUAGAAGACAACUUCAAUGAAGAGAAUGACGAUCAACAUCUGUUCGAGGAAAAAGAAGAGAAACAGGAAAAUGGACUUCCCCAACAUGCUGGAGAUUUUGUUCGGGAAGUUUAGUAAAGUGAAGAUUAUCGACGGCAGAACACAAUGUUACAUGAACGAAUCAAACCUUCCCCAUCAUGCUUUUUUGAAUAAAAGUUUAGAAUGUCAUUUUAUUAUUUAUGUAUUUGGAAAUACACUAUAUAUACUGCAUAA